AUGGCUGAUAAUUACCUUCAUCGAUCGAACAAUGAUAUUGACUAUUACAAAAUCAAGAUGUUUAGAGAUAAUAUGGAUUCUAUUCCAUCCUACCCGCUGCCAUCGGGAUAUUCAAUAAAGUUCUACGAAGAGAAUUCCAAUGACGAACAAAAGUGGGCUGAGAUAGCUACGGCUGCCGGAGAAUUUCAUACAGUUCAAGAAGGUUACGACCGUUUCAUAAACGAAUUUUUGAAAAAUGAAAAUCGGCAUCUUUACCCCGAACGGCUUCACUUUUUGGUGAGUCCAGAAGGCAAGUACAUCGGAACAGCAUGGGCUUGGUUUGGUGAACUCGACGGCGAACAACAAGGUAGUCUCUAUUGGGUUUCGAUUAUACCUGAAUUUCAAGGGAAGAAGUUAGCCAAACCGUUAGUAACAACCGUAUUAAAAAAGAUUAGUGAAUACUCGAACAAAUGUUUUUUGGAUUCUCAAACGACGAGUUGGAGAGCGAUCAACAUGUACGCUGAUCUAGGAUUUAAACCAUAUAUGAAUAUGUCGAAUAGCGAACAAGCUUGGAAUGCAUUAAGUCGAAUUUGUCAUCGAAGUUUUCAACCAUGA
Messenger RNA from Adineta ricciae, 594 nucleotides. NCBI's taxonomy places the organism in Eukaryota, Metazoa, Rotifera, Eurotatoria, Adinetida, Adinetidae. The record is from the annotation of a GenBank genome assembly.